GCAGUGGCCCACAUGAGAAAAAAGUGGAAAAUGGGAGGCAUGAAAUACGUCUUUUCCUUGUUGUUCUUUCUUUUCCUAGAAGGAAGCAAAACAGAGCAAGUAAAACAUUCAGAGACCUAUUGUGUGUUUCAAGACAAGAAGUACAGAGUGGGUGAGAGAUGGCAUCCUUACCUGGAACCUUAUGGGUUGGUUUACUGCGUGAACUGCAUCUGCUCAGAGAAUGGGAAUGUGCUUUGCAGCCGAGUCAGAUGUCCAAACCUUCAUUGUCUCUCUCCUGUGCAUAUUCCUCAUCUGUGCUGCCCUCGCUGCCCAGAAGACUCCUUACCCCCAGUGAACAAUAAGGUGACCAGCAAGUCGUGUGAGUACAAUGGGACCACUUACCAACAUGGAGAGCUGUUCGUGGCUGAAGGGCUCUUUCAGAACCGGCAACCCAACCAAUGCACCCAGUGCAGCUGUUCGGAGGGGAAUGUGUACUGUGGUCUCAAGACUUGCCCCAAGUUAACCUGUGCAUUCCCAGUCUCUGUUCCGGAUUCCUGCUGCCGGGUGUGCAGAGGGGAUGGAGAACUGUCGUGGGAACAUUCUGAUGGUGAUAUCUUCCGGCAACCUGCCAACAGAGAAGCAAGACAUUCUUACCACCGCUCUCACUAUGAUCCUCCACCAAGCCGACAGGCUGGAGGUCUGCCCCGGUUUCCUGGGGCCAGAAGUCACCGGGGAGCUCUUAUGGAUUCCCAGCAAGCAUCAGGGACCAUUGUGCAAAUUGUCAUCAAUAACAAACACAAGCAUGGACAAGUGUGUGUUUCUAAUGGAAAGACCUAUUCCCAUGGCGAGUCCUGGCACCCAAAUCUCCGGGCAUUUGGCAUUGUGGAGUGUGUGCUAUGCACUUGUAAUGUCACCAAGCAAGAGUGUAAGAAAAUCCACUGCCCCAAUCGAUACCCCUGCAAGUAUCCUCAAAAAAUAGAUGGGAAGUGCUGCAAGGUGUGUCCAGGUAAAAAGGCAAAAGAAGAACUUCCAGGCCAAAGCUUUGACAGCAAAGGCUACUUUUGUGGAGAAGAAACGAUGCCGGUGUAUGAGUCUGUGUUCAUGGAGGAUGGCGAAACUACCAGAAAAAUAGCACUGGAGACUGAAAGACCACCUCAGGUAGAGGUUCACGUUUGGACCAUUCGAAAGGGCAUUCUCCAGCACUUCCAUAUUGAGAAGAUCUCCAAGAGGAUGUUUGAGGAGCUUCAUCACUUCAAGCUGGUGACCAGGACAACCCUGAGCCAGUGGAAGAUAUUCACCGAAGGAGAAGCUCAGAUCAGCCAGAUGUGUUCAAGUCGUGUGUGCAGAACAGAGCUUGAAGAUUUGGUCAAGGUUUUGUACCUGGAGAGAUCUGAAAAGGGCCACUGUUAG
Molecule: messenger RNA, 1389 nt
Organism: Propithecus coquereli (Coquerel's sifaka)
Lineage: Eukaryota; Metazoa; Chordata; Mammalia; Primates; Indriidae
Gene: CHRDL1
Product: chordin-like 1
Exons: 11
Coding region: 13-1389 (458 amino acids)
Molecular function (GO): protein binding
Source: RefSeq, a predicted model, not a curated record